UUCUACAACGGGAAUCUCAUCACUCAUUCUCUCAAAUAUUUGAAAUAUACAUCAAUUAUUAAUUAGCAGUAGUGAAAGUUCCUCAAUUAACUGCAAAUGGCUAGAUCUGUGGCCCUCUUUGGGAUUGUGUUGCUAAUGCUUAUUGCAAUGGCAGAGGCAACUCCCCCUGGAAUAGCUGACCAUCCAAGCCAUUCUCAUUGCUCAGAUGAUGAAAUCAAGCAAUGUAAAAAUCUUCCACAUGUUUGUCCCAAAUUCUGUCCCAAUGGCUGCAUAACUGAGUGUCGUUCUUGCAAGCCUAUCUGUGUUGAUGGCUCAGUGCCACCACCCUAUUAUCCACCACCGUCAUCUCCACCACCGUCGUCUCCACCACCACCAUCUCCACCACCACCCUCAUCUCCACCACCUUCAUCUCCCCCACCACCCUCAUCUCCACCACCGUCGUCUCCACCACCACCCUCAUCUCCACCACCUUCAUCUCCACCACCACCAUCAUCUCCACCACCUUCAUCUCCCCCACCACCCUCAUCUCCCCCACCUUCAUCUCCCCCACCACCCUCAUCUCCACCACCUUCAUCUCCUCCACCACCCUCAUCUCCACCACCACCGUCAUCUCCACCACCCUCUCCUAAGCCACCCACUCCUUAUCCUUCAACCAAGAAGGCUAAGUGCAAGAACAAGAAUUACCCAAGUUGUUAUAAUCUCGAAUUUUCAUGCCCUGCCUCUUGCUCUGGUGGUUGUCAAGUUGACUGUGUCUCUUGCAAACCUGUUUGUAGGUGUGACAUGCCUGGAGCUGUUUGCCAAGAUCCUCGUUUCAUCGGCGGUGAUGGGAUUACCUUCUACUUCCAUGGUAAGAAGGACAAAGAUUUUUGCCUAGUCUCCGACCCUGAAUUUCACAUCAACGGCCACUUCAUAGGAAGGCGAAACGAGAACAUGAAGAGAGACUUCACUUGGGUACAAUCCAUUGCUAUCCUUUAUGGUAAUCACAAGAUCUCCAUUGGCGCACUAAAAACAGCAACAUGGGAUGAUUCCAUCGACCGCCUUUCCCUCCACUUUGAUGGUAAACCCAUACUUCUUAGUGACGAUGAAGGCGCGAGAUGGCAAUCUGAAACUACACCUAUGGCCUCUAUUACUAGAAUCAGCAACACUAACGAUGUUUCCAUCGAAGUUGAAAAUAUUCUCAAGAUCACUGCCAAGGUUGUACCUAUUACAAAGCAAGAAUCCCGAGUUCAUAACUAUGGAAUAACGAAAGAUGACUGUUUUGCACAUCUUGAACUUGGAUUCAAGUUUUUCUCUUUGAGUGAUGAAGUGAACGGUGUUUUAGGGCAGACUUAUAAGAAGAACUACGUGAGCAAAGUUAAGAUGGGUGUUCUGAUGCCUGUAAUGGGAGGUGACAAAAAUUUUGCAACUUCAGGACUCUUUGACGCUGAUUGUUCCGUGGCUAGGUUUCAAGCAAAUGGAGAACAAACUGAUAAAGAGGUUGGCUUUGCUUUGGAGUUGCCGAGCUUGAGCUGCACUAGUGGACUUCAUGGACGCGGAGUGGUCUGCAAGCGCUAGAAUCAUUACUAAUGCAAUUAACCUUAGGGAUUCUUGAUCACUACUUUAAUGAAUAAGGUUGUAUACCAAUAAUAAUGGAGAUUCAAGCAUCUCCUCAAAAAUAUAUUUGCCUUCUAAAGAAAAGUUAGUGAUUUUAUUUUCCUAACUGAUGGGAAAUAUAUUGGCAAUUGUUUCUUUAAACUUUGAAGUGGAGUAUAUAUUUUUUCCUUUUUCGAAA
Messenger RNA from Nicotiana attenuata, 1771 nucleotides. RefSeq lists its product as uncharacterized. The record is from RefSeq and is a predicted model, not a curated record. The coding region runs from base 97 to 1554 and encodes 485 amino acids. The transcript has 2 exons. NCBI's taxonomy places the organism in Eukaryota, Viridiplantae, Streptophyta, Magnoliopsida, Solanales, Solanaceae.